AUCCGCGACCAACGGGCGUCCUCGCUCGCGUGAGGCUCCCCCUAAUUUGAAAUCGUUAGCGGGCGGUCACCCAUUCGCACAUUAUCUUCUCUUACUUCUCUCUCUUCUCCACCUCCGAUCUCUACGAUCGCCGAAAAGAGGGGCGAAAAAAGACGGCGAGGAACGAAAGAAGGAAAACCGUAGUUUUAGUUUAUCCAUUUUCCCCCUAUUCUUGAAGGGUUUCGAAGCUUCUUGAGGUUUCUUGCCCUGUGAUCUUGCGUUGAGAGCUACUGAUGGAGAGCUCGGAGGAGGCGAAAGCGUCGCGGAAGGACUGCGUCAAGGUCGCCGUCAAUAUCCGGCCUUUGAUCACCAUGGAGCUCCUCAUGGGGUGUGCUGAUUGUGUCACCGUUGUUCCUGGGGGGCCUCAGGUGCAAAUUGGUUCACAUGCAUUCACGUAUGAUCAUGUCUAUGGGAGUUCAGGCUCUCCCUCCUCUUUAAUAUUUGAAGAAUGCAUUCUCCCUCUUAUAGAUGCACUAUUCCGUGGCUACAAUGCCACUGUACUUGCCUAUGGACAGACUGGUUCUGGGAAAACCUAUACAAUGGGAACCAACUACACUGGUGAAGAUAAUAGCAGAGGUAUUAUCCCGCAAGUGAUGGAAACGAUCUUUAAGAAAGUUGAUACUAUGAAGGACACUAUGGAGUUUCUAAUAAGAGUAUCUUUUAUUGAGAUUUUUAAGGAAGAGGUCUUCGAUUUGUUAGACCCACAACCUCAUGCUGCUCUGAGAUCUGAGAAUGCUUCUCUUGCCAAACCAGCAGCACCGUCCAGAGCUCCCAUUCAAAUUAGAGAAACAGCCAAUGGCGGGAUCACUCUUGCAGGUGUUACUGAAGCUGAGGUCAGGUCAAAAGAGGAGAUGGCAUCAUAUCUGACUCGUGGUUCUUUAUCUCGUGCAACGGGAAGUACAAAUAUGAAUAGUCAAUCAAGUCGCUCGCAUGCCAUUUUUACCAUAUGCAUGGAGCAAAAGAAAAUUGCUAAUAACCCAUGUAGUGGAGCGAUAAACAAUGAUGUUGGUGAUGAUAUAUUAAUUGCAAAACUUCAUCUAGUGGAUCUUGCUGGUUCUGAACGUGCAAAACGUACUGGAGCCGAUGGGUUGCGACUCAAAGAGGGAAUACAUAUCAACAAGGGCUUGCUAGCUCUUGGCAAUGUGAUUAGUGCAUUAGGUGAUGAGAAGAAGCGCAAAGAAGGGGGACAUGUUCCAUAUCGUGAUAGCAAGUUAACUCGCCUUUUGCAGGAUUCUCUUGGUGGUAAUAGCAAAACAGUGAUGAUUGCCUGCAUUAGCCCUGCUGACUCUAAUGCUGAAGAGACUAUAAAUACUCUCAAGUAUGCCAACCGUGCACGCAACAUCCAGAACAAAGCGGUGAUAAACCGUGACCCAGUGGCUGCAGAGAUGCAAAGAAUGCGUAGUCAACUGGAGCAGCUGCAGGCUGAGCUUCUCUUUUGUCGUGGUGGAGGUGCACCUCUAGAGGAACUUCAGAUUCUUCGACACAAAAUCUCUUUGCUCGAGGCCAGCAACACAGACCUCCGUCAGGAGCUAAAAGAGUGUCAUAUCACCUGCAAACGUCUUGCACAACAGGCCAUUGAUGCUCAGGUGGAAAAGGAUAAGCUGGUUAUGAAGAUUGAGUCAGCUCGUAGUGGAAAACCAUGGGAUGAGAUUGAUAAAAUGGACAAAACUCAGGUGCUUUCACAGGAAUUGGAUCUGGUAAAAGGUUAUGUAUCAAAGAUUCAGGAGUUAGAAGCAGAGUUGCUGCGGGUGCAGAACUUUUCUAGCCCUUGUGGGAAUGGCUUCAUGGAUCACCUUGCUCUGGAUGACACAUCAUCAGGUGAAGCUGAGGAGGAAGAAAAGGAAAGGGAACAUUCUACACUGCAAGACAAACUGGAUCAAGAGCUCCAGGAACUGGAUAAACGGCUAGAGCAAAAAGAGGCGGAAAUGAAACAGUUUGCUAAGGCAGAUACAUCAGUUCUAAAACAGCAUUAUGAAAGGAAGCUGUUAGAGCUUGAGCAAGAAAAGAGAGCAUUGCAGAAAGAGAUUGAAGUACUCAAGUUUAAUCUUGCAAACAUAUCGUCUACUUCAGAUGAGGGUGCUCAAAAAUUGAAGGAAGAUUAUCUUCAAAAACUAAACAUGCUUGAGGCCCAGGUUUCUGAGUUGAAGAAAAAACAAGAGGCUCAAUCUCAAUUGUUGAGACAAAAACAGAAGAGUGAUGAAGCAGCUAAACGGUUACAAGAGGAAAUCCAAAGGAUAAAGUCCCAAAAGGUUCAAUUACAACAAAAAAUUAAGCAAGAAUCAGAACAGUUUAGAUCAUGGAAGGCUUCACGUGAAAAGGAAGUUUUGCAGCUUAAGAAGGAAGGGCGAAGGAAUGAGUAUGAGAUGCAUAAGUUGUUGGCAUUGAAUCAGAGGCAAAAGAUGGUCUUGCAGCGGAAAACUGAAGAAGCUGCAUUGGCCACCAAAAGACUGAAGGAGCUACUAGAAGCAAAAAAGUCUUCUUCUCGUGAUGGCUCUGGCCCUGGUAAUGGACAUGGCCCAGGAAUUCAGGCACUGAUGCAGGCCAUUGAGCAUGAACUUGAGGUUACUGUAAGGGUCCAUGAAGUACGUUCAGAAUAUGAGCGACAAAUGCAAGAGAGGGCUGCCAUGGCUAACGAGGUAUUAAGACUAAAGGAAGAAUCUGAAAUGUUUAAGCAGAAAAUUAUGAGUGAUUGUCCUCAGACGAUGUCUCCAAGUGCAAGAAAUUCCAGGAUUUCAGCACUUGAAAAUAUGCUGGCAACUUCUUCUAGCACUCUUAUAUCCAUGGCCUCACAAUUGUCAGAAGCUGAGGAGCGUGAACGUGUCUUUAGUGGCAGAGGACGCUGGAAUCAAGUCCGUUCACUUGCUGAAGCAAAAAAUCUAAUGAACUAUCUAUUUAACUUAGUAUCCUCCUCAAGGUGCCAGUUAUGGGAUAAAGAAGUGAACUGCAGAGAGAAGGAUUCAGUAAUAAGCGAACUGAAGGAAAAGGUGGUUAGACUGAAUAGCCUGGUUAGACAGUUGGAAGCGCAAAUGGUUGAACUGCAUAAGCGAAACCAGCAGAAGUCAUCUUUGAAGGGAAAUUCUAAGGAGUCUGCUGGAAGUUUUGGGCCCAAUAUCUCUGGCUCUGGAGAAGAUGGGCAUGCCUACGCUCUGCGCAAGGCUCCACGAACCUCCCAGUUUUUCAACCAAGCUCGGAGUACUAUGGAUUUGUUGGAUGAUAUGGAUAUAUCUGAUACUGAGUCAGAUGAGUUUGAAUCUGACUUGGGUGAUGAAGAUUGGGUAGAAUCUGGAAAGAAGAUGGUGAAAACACGUUCUAAAGCAUCUCAAAAUAUGAAGUUCCACUGGGGGGAUGGUCAUGCUUCAGAAAAUUCAAAAUCAGAGAUAUCUAGUGAGGAGGGAAAACCUAAAGUUGAAAAGAAUGUGUUUGAUCAGUGCUGCUCUUGUUCAAGGAGCUCAUUCUGUAAAACUAAGAAAUGCGAGUGCCGAGCUGCUGGUAGUACAUGCACUGCUUCUUGUGGGUGCAUUCCUUCAAAGUGUAGUAACAGGGAAGGUGGCUUCGUUGAUAAUGUGUCGGAAGAGACAUCCCAUGCAGAGGCGACAGAGAGUGGCGGGAGUCAUUCUUCAUUUGAUCAUGUUGAUGAGAAGAGCAGGGAACUGGUAGCUAAUGGAGCCAUGCUGCUUCAGAGUGCGCUGAGUGAGAGGCUAGCCAAAGAAAAUCAAGAUGUGCAGCCAAGAAAGCCCUUAACUGAUAUUGGGAAUACUGUGGUUAAUCAAAAUGUUUCUAAGCAAAGCCGGAGGAAGAAAUGGCGCAAGUCAACAAUUCAGCUUGUUCCAUCUGAACCUCUGCCAUCCUCCGUGCGAGAAACCAAUGAAGCUCCUAGGACUAGGGGUGAUGUACCCCUUAGAUUGCCGCGUGCAAUGGAUUCUGCACACUUGGUCGACAACCCUCCCCUGGCAGAUCGUAAUUCUGUGAAAGCUGAUGGGUCUGUGAGUAGUGACAAGGAUAGUAGGGGCCUCGUUCCUUCGAGAUCACCAGUUCGGUUGCGGAAAGCAGCAGACGAGAAGGAGAACCAUAUGCUGUAACUGCCCUGACAUUGCUUCCCCUUAACUCUCUGGACAGUCUCUGCUGAGCUAUCCACUGUUGUGCAUGAUCUUGUUGUGUACUACCAUGCACAGUAGCUACGUAUGCAUUGGACCAAUUCUCCUUAAAAGAAUGCAUGAAGAAGGAAGCUGGCUUUGGUCUUUGGAAGCCAUAAUGAGGAUUAUCUGGGGUGUGGUAACUGUUUUACUGUUAUUCUCCUUCGGCCUUGCAAUCAAAAUAUCUUUGAUGGGUAAAGAAAAGUUUUGGUCCUCACAUGUGUAUUUAUCCAAAAUAACAAUUGUUUAUUUUGGCAACUAUCUAAAUCAUUUGAGUACCCAAAAGAAAAAAAAAAGAAGAAGAUCAUUCAAUUACAUAAUGGAAUGCAUUUUAAGUUA
Messenger RNA from Elaeis guineensis (African oil palm), 4511 nucleotides. Its product is annotated as kinesin-like protein KIN-4C. Gene Ontology annotation, molecular function: microtubule motor activity; microtubule binding; ATP binding. The record is from RefSeq and is a predicted model, not a curated record. Gene Ontology annotation, cellular component: microtubule associated complex. Gene Ontology annotation, biological process: microtubule-based movement; spindle elongation; mitotic spindle organization. Lineage: Eukaryota; Viridiplantae; Streptophyta; Magnoliopsida; Arecales; Arecaceae.